CGUCGGUGCGAGUCAGUCGCGGCGCAGCUGCCUCCUCUUCACUUUGCAGUCGCCGCAGCCCCAGCCAUGAGGUCCCUCGCGUUGGGUGCGAUCCCGCUCGUCUUGGUCGCUCUCGUCGGCUGCAGAGCUCCGGCAUCCUGCCCGAGAGGACAGUUUGUGCUGAAGACUCAGUGUGUCCUCUGCCAUCCCACCUGCUCCGAGUGUUUAGGUCAUGAGCUUUUUGAGUGCACAACCUGUGGAGUGGAUGAAAAUGGGCAGGAACGUUUCCUCCACCAAGGUCGUUGUCGGACGCACUGCCCGCGCGGACUGUAUCCUGACAGGGGUCGCUAUGCUUGCCUGCCCUGCAUAGCCAAUUGUGAACUGUGCACAGAUGGCAACGUUUGCGCCAAAUGUCGCGAACGCUACAAACUCCACAACGGGCUGUGCCAAACGGCACUCGCGUGUGAUCUAGGACAAGUACAAGAUCCCGAUACAGGAGAUUGCAUUGACUGUGAGAUGGGCUGCAAAACAUGCUCAACAGAAGACCCUGAGGUUUGCAGCAGUUGCUCUCAAGGUUACUUCCUUUUCAGGCACCGCUGUCGGAAGCACUGCCCCCAGAGCACGUAUGAGGAGCCGGGCAGGGGUGCGUGUCUGCCCUGCCCCGUGCCGUGCACAGACUGCACAAGUGAUGCACGCUGCCUCGCUUGCCAGCCAGAUUACUUCCUAAAUGGAGGCGAAUGUGUGAAACAGUGCCCCCAACAAACCUUCCGCGACACCACCGGGUGGCGCUGUGAGCCUUGCCACAGCUCCUGCCAAUCAUGCCAUGGGCCUCGGUCAACGGACUGUGACCUCUGUCUCUCGGGUAACGCUCCUCUUCACGGGCAGUGUCCUUUGGCAAACUGUCCACUGGGGCACUACUUUGACGCCGAGUCCAGUAAAUGUCACACAUGUGAUGUCUCCUGCAAGACCUGCUUCGGCCCACGGGCGCUGGAUUGCUCUUCGUGUUUUAAAGACUAUUUCCUGGACCAGGAAAGUUCUUGCGUGACGCACUGUCCCCCCGGCUCCUACGCUAACUCGGCCACUCAGCUGUGCGAAAACUGCUCGCCAAACUGCGAGGCCUGCGUGGGCUCGAGCGAUAACUGCGUGGACUGUUCCAAAGGUGGCUUGAAGCUUUUUCUCCACCAGGGGAGGUGCUGGUCAAAUUGCCCGGAAGGUUACUGGGAGACAGCAGAGGGAUGGUGCAGCGCCUGCGACCAUUCCUGCCUGACAUGUGAAGGGGCCAGUACAAAGUGUCUGUCGUGUGCAGACGGCCACUACUUGGAGGGCGGCGUGUGCGGCCUCAACUGUUCACUGGGCGCUUACCCUGCAGAUGACGCCACCUGCAGGCGCUGCCCCCCUCAUUGCGAUAUUUGCUCGGAUGACAGGACCUGCUUCAAGUGCAGCUUCUUGUAUCUGAUGCUGAACGGCGCCUGUAAGGCCAAUUGUCCCACGGGCUACUACGAGGACAUGGAGGAGGGGCGUUGCGGUCUGUGCCACCCGACCUGUGCCAGCUGUUCUGGGCCUUUGGCGGAUGACUGCGAGACCUGCUCCACGUUCAGUCCCAAACUUUAUAAGGGCGCAUGCUCAAAAGAGUGCCCGACCGGCACCUACUAUGAAGCUGCAGCCACGGAGUGCCAAGAGUGCCACCAGACGUGUGUGAGCUGCUCCGGUCCAGACCCCGACCAGUGCACCCAAUGUGAACGAGGCCUGGUCCUGGAUCCCAACACUUUGCUGUGCGGCGUGACCGGUGAUAGCGACUGCCCGCCGAGGACCUUCCUGCACGACGACCAGUUCACCUGUAUGGGCUGCCACCGCCACUGCUACUCCUGCGAGGGGCUCGGCAGAGAUGAAUGCCUGACGUGCGCUGUCCCCCGAUACCUGCACAACAGGACCUGCGUGAGCGAAUGUCCUGUCGGUACGUACACCAGCGCGCAGGAGGCGGACGGAACCCAGCUGGGCUUGUGUUUGCCGUGCGAUCACGUGUGCGCCACCUGCACGGGGUCCUCGCCCAGAGACUGCCUCACGUGUUCCCCGAGAUCCCUGCGCCUCCUUCAUCUCUGUGUCCGCCAUUGUCCCACAGGGUACUACCAAGCGGGCUCCCGUUGUGAGAAAUGCCACCACUCGUGUGAGAUGUGCUCAGGUCCCGGGCCCGAAUCCUGCCGGGCCUGCCUGCCUCCCCUCCUGGAGGUGCGAGGCACCAAGCUGUGCGUGGAGCGCUGCCCUCAGCGUUUCUACCGACUGGACGACGUGUGCCUGCAGUGCCACAUCAGUUGCCACACCUGCGCAGACGCCUCACCUCAGAGCUGUGUGACGUGCGACAAUGGCAGCACGCUAAAGGACAAAGUCUGCUAUCCACGCUGCGAGGAGGGGAAAUACUUCACUGAAAAGGCCACCUGCGCGGGAUGUGACCGCUCGUGCAAGCAUUGCAGCGGGCCCAGACCUGACCACUGCCUGACCUGUCACCGAGAUUCCGGCCUUCACGCCGUGGAGAGCCGCUGUGCCCGCUGCUGCCAGGCGGGGGGGAACCGCACGGAUUGCUGCGUCUGCGACAGCCGCUCAGGUCUGUGCGUGGAGGCCCCCGAACCCAAGUCAAUGGACGAGCCGGUAACAGACAACAACAUGUCUUCGAGCGUCCUCAAUCACGCGUCGACCGCCGCCGCCGCGCCUGUCGCCCUGCUGGCGGCGCUGGUUUUGGCUCUGCUCGCCUUCGCCUUGUUGAAGGCCCGAACCGGGAGGAGGCUUUGCUGGAAGCGGAGUUACGAGAGACUGAGCGGCGGCCCCAACAUGCCUCACGGCGUCCCCGAACCGGACAGCGGCGACGAGGUGGACGUGGUGUACACCAGUCGAGGCGGCUCCGUGUACCGUCGUUACAGUUUUAUCCACGAGCAUGAUGCCAACGCCGAUCAGAAUGUAGAUGAGAGUACUUGUCUCAACCAGUCCUAGUAAAGACCCACCAAAAACCAUUUAGGACAAUGGUCGCAUACGUAGACCUGCAAAAAAAUGACAUCAAAACACUGUAAUGUGUAUGCCUGGCCACUAGUUGGCGAUGUCACUUUGUGUUGUUUGAAUGACGCUCAAGCAGUGGGAAAGUAAUUGUGACAUUUUGUAUUUGUUGCGCUUUAAGUUAUCUUGUUAAUAUUAGGUGGUCUAGUGCAGUUUCACAACUUUCAUUUUAUAUUAGAAAAACGAUUUGCUGAUAUCGAAGAGACGUGAAGGAAUGGGGUCGAAAUACAAAAAGUCCUGCCGAGCGACAAAAACAGAUAUGCUCAAACGUCAUUGAAUAAAGCACAUAAACAGAAAAGUAUAUUCACAUAUUAAAUCAAUAAAAGAAACAUUUUAAGCAUAUAAUUAUACCUACACACCAAAUCAAUAAAGAAGACAUAACUAGACAUUUUUGAUAGGUGGUAAUGACAAAGGUUUUUAUAACUUUAUGAUCUGAUAUAUAUUUCUGAGCACUUUGAAAUAACAAAUGUUUUGGGAUAUAUUGCCUGAAUAGCUUAAUGACCCUUUAAUGCAUGCCUGAUGAUUCUCUAAAUCACGGACACUGCCCAAGUCGUCUAAAAAUGUUCAGUACUUGAUUGUAUCUUAUGUUUUGACUAAUGCCAGUUUUCGAUGACUACUGAACGUUCUGGACAGAGGGAAAUAUUUUGCCUAACAAAGAAAAGAUAUGGUUGGAAGCAUGAUUCAACUAAGAAUAAAAUGACGUAAGCAAAGACAUGGAGUAUCAAAAGAACAAACUUUGCAUAGUUAGGGAACAUUAAUAGAUGAAUGAUGUCACAGCCAAAAGCUCACAUCAUUCCGUACAAAAUGGCAAAACUGAAAGAAUGAUGAAAGAAAUGAGGUGCGACAGUGUAGGUGCAAGAAUGGGGGAGAAUGUUUACAGGAAGGUCACUUGGAGAUAAAAACCAGCAGGUGCCAGAGGGAGUCACCCAAGGACUGGGCCAAAGAUCAUCGCCAAGGCCGAAAGACGGGAUGGAAGACGGCAGCCCCCACACACUCACCGAAUCGCCCAUAACCACGGCGAUCUUGCCCCACCCCAAAGACUCCUCACCCAGCAAACCGGCAUGUGCAACUGAAUAUAAGCUGACCAAAGAACCUUGAAUGUUGCCUUUUCGGAAUGGAGACUUUCUGCUCUUGAAAGGCCCAGCGCUGUAUUGUACUUUCCUGAAAGCAGAGCUUUCUUAACAAGAAUUGUAAUUGAACUCAA
Molecule: messenger RNA, 4225 nt
Organism: Syngnathus typhle (broad-nosed pipefish)
Lineage: Eukaryota; Metazoa; Chordata; Actinopteri; Syngnathiformes; Syngnathidae
Product: proprotein convertase subtilisin/kexin type 5
Exons: 16
Coding region: 67-2961 (964 amino acids)
Source: RefSeq, a predicted model, not a curated record